AUGAAAUUUGGAAAGCUCAUCAAGCGCGUCGCGCCCCCGUCUCACCUGAAUCAGUAUGUCGCUUACGAUGUGCUCAAGAAGGCCAUUGUCGUCCUCCAGGAAGCGGAGAAAAAACGCACGGCCGAAGAGGCAUCUGCCGCUGGGGGCGGCGUAGCAAGCACGGACGAGAAGGAGGUUAGUGAAGCUUUCGGGAACUCCACCACGAGCGCAAGCGGACAGCCUCCCGAGUCCAGAUUCUACGAGCUGAUCAACCAUGAGAUGCAGAAGGUGAACAGACACUUCUCCUUGCAGCUUCGGUCCAUCGUGGACAAUCUCAAAGAAGCGCAGGCGGCCCUGUUCCAGCAUGUGAAGGCUGGAGGCGGAGGGGACAACCUGCCGGUGGCCGCCAAGUUCCUUCAGACGGCGGCAGACGUCUUGGUAGAGCUGGACAAUUACCGCAGCCUGAACAAGACAGCCUUCAGGCAAGAGGGGAGCCCUGCUACUCGUGGCCGUCAAUCGUCACACGUUUUUCAGAACCCACCUUCUCGAAUGCCCGGGUUUGACGACACAAUGAUCCACAUCCUGAAUCGUGAAUCCCAAAUCCCGAGCACGCUUUGCACACUUACGGAGUCACAUUUGCAAGUGGAGGACAAGGCAUCUUAG
Molecule: messenger RNA, 642 nt
Organism: Symbiodinium sp. CCMP2592
Lineage: Eukaryota; Dinophyceae; Suessiales; Symbiodiniaceae
Source: the annotation of a GenBank genome assembly